AACACGGAGUUCUUGGUCCCUGAAUUCAUCGCUCUCUAUCCGAGUCUUCGCGUAUACGGAUGUGUACUCCGGGAAUGAUGGAUUCGAAUCGUUGCAUGCCGCCAACCAUAUUGCUAACAUCCUCCAUUCCAUUUUCCAUUCAUGGAGAUUCGAUCUGACCUGCCCUGAGUGAGCGCAUGCAACGGCCGUCGCAGGCGGAUCUCGGCACUCUCGGACAGCGGUCCUUCACACAUCAACACUUACCCUCACCGCUACCACCUAUGCCACCGGUGCCGCUGUAAUAUGUCCGGCCUACCGAAACCCCUCCCGAUACAUUCCGCCAUGCCAGGCGACGAGUCGACCCCUCUUCUCCACGCUCCAGCCGCAACAUCAAUCGUCCACCCAUCGCCAUCGCCAACACCAACAACAAGCCGCUCCUCCUCCGUCCGCUCCCCAUCGCCAACACCACGCGCUCGCGCUCGCGCCCAACGCCUGCGCGUCAUCUCCCUCUUCUCGGCCCUCCUCUCGUCGCUGUGCGCGGGCUCCAUCACCAUCUUCUCGCUCUAUGGCCACAUUCUGCAGACCCGCCUACACUACUCGCAAUACCAGGUAAACGGCCUGGCCUCGGCAGCGUCCAUCGCCAUGUACGUGCCCGUGCCGCUGCUGGGGUUUCUGUGCGACCGGUCCGGGCCGGCACCGCUCUCGUUGCUGGCUGCGGCGGCGUUUGGGACGGGCUAUGCGGGCGCGGCGGGCGCGUUCUCCCGGGCCGAGAGCCUGAAGGCCGGCGGCGGGGAGGCGGCGGGAGCGGAGCGCGAGAUGUGGUAUGCGGCUAUGGUGCUGGCGUUUGUGGCGAUUGGCGUGGGCACGUGCAGUAUGUACAUGAGUGCUGUGGCGACGUGUGCGAAGAACUUUGGGAUGGGCAAGCACCGGGGUCUGGCAGUUGCCGGGCCGAUUGCGGCGUUUGGUCUGAGCGGGAUGUGGUUGAGCCAGGUGGGGGGCCGGCUGUUUGUCGAGACGGGCGGGGGCGAGAACGGGCCGGCGGAGGAGGGAGAGAUCGAUGUGGUCAAGUUCUUCGUGUUCCUUUCCGGGCUGUUAGUGAUAGUGGGCGUAAUAGGGGCGUUUGGGCUCAAGAUCAUGGACGAGAAGGAUCUGAUCGAGGAGGCGGUGGAGGAGCUGGAGAGGAGCGGGAUCCUUGACGGCAGUGCUAUCUUCACGCCAGGGAGGGCCGAGAACGGGCAUGGAGCGGUUGAGCGGAGCGAUCCAUUCGACGACACGGGGGACCGGGGCACCAAAGACCCCAAGGAGGAAGAAGCUCGGCUGAAGAAACAAUGGGUGCUCAACGCCGAGACCCGCCGAUUUCUCACCGACCACACCAUGUGGUGCUUCGCUGUCGGUUUCUUCUUCAUGAUCGGCCCGGGCGAAGCCUUCAUCAACAACAUGGGCACCGUCAUCAAGACCCUCUACUCCCCAACCCCAACCCUCCACUACACGGGUAAGCCGACCUCAGCAGCGACGCACGUCUCCAUCGUCGGAAUAACCAGCACCGCCGUCCGCCUCCUCACCGGCACGCUAACCGAUCUUCUCGCCCCAAGCCCCAAAGCCCGUCACGUCCAGAUCACCACACCACUCCUCAGCCGCAGCACCCUGCAGCGCUUCGCCCUCUCGCGCGUCUCCUUCCUCCUCUUCUUCGCCGUGCUCCUCUCCGUGGGCCUGGCCGUGCUGGCAUCCGGCCUGGUGCAGAACCACGGCGAGCGCUUCUGGAUCGUGUCCGGGCUGGUCGGGGCCGGGUACGGCGCCGUCUUCAGCCUGACGCCCAUCAUUAUCACCGUCAUCUGGGGCGUCGAGAAUUUUGCGACCAACUGGGGCAUCGUUGCCACGUUCCCCGCGCUCGGCGCCACGCUGUGGGGGCUGGUCUACUCCGCCGUGUACCAAGCGGGCACGAAGAGUGGUGGCGGUGGUGCGGGAGGACAGGAUGAUAAUCUGUGUUAUGGAGAAGAGUGCUACGCGGCGGCCUUCUGGGCAAUGGCGGCCAGUGUAUGGAUUGCCUGCGGGCUGGUCUUGUGGGCUUGGAAGGGGAAGAAUGGUUGGGCACAGCGCGGGGUCGUGGUCUGAAUCAUCUACCAUGGCGGUUGCAUUUAGAACUUGCAUUAGAUUGCGAAGUAGCAUGUUCCAACCAAGGGUCAAAGGGAUUGGGUACUGGCGUUUACUUGGGUAACCU
Molecule: messenger RNA, 2197 nt
Organism: Chaetomium strumarium
Lineage: Eukaryota; Fungi; Ascomycota; Sordariomycetes; Sordariales; Chaetomiaceae
Product: major facilitator superfamily domain-containing protein
Exons: 1
Coding region: 283-2091 (602 amino acids)
Biological process (GO): transmembrane transport
Cellular component (GO): membrane
Molecular function (GO): transmembrane transporter activity
Source: RefSeq, a predicted model, not a curated record